Spirodela intermedia is the source of this 3270-nucleotide messenger RNA. NCBI's taxonomy places the organism in Eukaryota, Viridiplantae, Streptophyta, Magnoliopsida, Alismatales, Araceae. The record is from the annotation of a GenBank genome assembly.
AUGCGACCGGAGGGACCGGAAAACCGUGCUGCUCGUGUUGACCAGAGGGGAUCGGGCGGCCGGCGGGCGCCUCGAACCGGCGAUGGAGGUGCAGGCGGCGGCAAUCGGCGCCAAGAAUGGGUGCCGCGAGGUUCUGCUCCUCCGAUCCUCAACCAGCCGCCGCCUCCGCCGCCGGCGGCGGAGGCGGAGGCCAGAGUCAUAACAGAUCUCACCGCCUAUGGACAGCAGCGGAGUCGCCGGAAUCAGUGGCACCGUCGGCACGAGCGCGCCCCUCCGGCGGCGCCCAAUACACGGCCUUCCUCCGCCGCAUCGCCCUCCCCGGUUCUGGCCUCGGUGCCGUCCUCCCUGCCGCAGCUCGUGCAGGAGCUUCAGGAGAAGCUCGUGAAGGGGGCGGUGGAGUGUAUGAUCUGCUACGACAUGGUCCGGAGGUCGGCGGCGAUCUGGUCGUGCGGCAGCUGCUACUCCAUCUUCCACCUGCACUGCAUCAAGAAAUGGGCGAAGUCUCCCACAUCCGUGGAUCUAUCUGCUGCACCUGGUGCAAAUGCGGCUCCUGGCCUCAACUGGCGCUGUCCGGGAUGCCAGUCCGUACAGGUCACGCCCUCCAAGGAUCUGCAGUACACCUGCUUCUGCGGGCGGCGGCGGGAUCCUCCGAACGAUCUGUACCUGAUUCCACACUCCUGCGGCGAGCCCUGCGGGAAGCCUCUGGAUCGAGGUCGCCCGCCGGCGACUGAAGAAGGAGGUGACAGUCUCCGGUGUCCCCAUAUGUGCGUGCUGCAGUGUCACCCUGGUCCUUGCCCCCCGUGUAAGGCCUUCGCGCCCCGCCGGCAAUGCCCGUGCGGCAAGCAGACCCUCGCCCGGCGCUGCUCCGACCGGACGUCGCCGCUCUCUUGCGGGCAGAAGUGUGGCAAGCUUCUCCUCUGCGGCCGCCACCGAUGCGAUCGAGUCUGCCACACCGGGCCUUGUGAUCCCUGCCAGGUUCUGAUCAGUGCUUCGUGCUUCUGCAAAAAGAAGACGGAAGUGGUUCUCUGCGGAGAGAUGACCGUCAAGGGAGAUCUCAGGGAAAUCGAUGGGGUCUUCUCCUGCAACUCUACCUGCGGGAAGACUCUGGCAUGCGGGAACCAUUUCUGCGCUGAAGACUGCCAUCCUGGGCCUUGUGGGGAGUGUGAAUUACUUCCGAGCAGGAUCAAGACCUGCUACUGUGGGAAGACGGAGAUGAAGAAGACCAGAUCAAGCUGCCUGGAUCCAAUUCUAUCCUGUUCUCAAGUCUGCGGGAAGCUCCUUCCCUCUUGUAUUCACAGGUGCAAGGAAACCUGCCAUGAGGGAAGCUGUCCUCCCUGCCUGGUUCUGGUCAACCAGAGUUGCCGUUGCGGGUCCGUUUCCAGGGUGGUGGAAUGCUUCAGGACUUCAAGCAAGGAGGUGUUCUUAUGCGAGAAACCCUGCGGCAAGAAGAAGAACUGCGGGAGGCACCGCUGCAACGAGCGCUGCUGCCGCCCGUUCUACCCUUCCUCCGCCGCCGGCCAGUUCUCCGGCGACUGGGAUCCCCACUUGUGCCAGAUGCCCUGCGGCAAGAAGCUCCGCUGCGGGCAGCAUUCCUGCCAGUCCCUCUGCCACAGCGGUCACUGCCCGGCAUGCCUGGAGACCAUCUUCUCGGAGCUGAGCUGCGCCUGCGGGAGGACCUCCAUUCCGCCGCCGCAGCCCUGUGGGACGCCCUACCCUUCCUGCCCCCACCCCUGCCAGGUUCCGCAGCCCUGCGGGCACGAGGCGACGCACACCUGCCACUACGGCGACUGCCCCCCGUGCUCGGUUCCAGUGGCAAAGGAAUGCAUCGGAGGCCACGUCGUUCUGAGGAACAUCCCCUGCGGAUCCAGGGACAUCCGCUGCAACCAGCUCUGCGGGAAGACCCGUCGGUGUGGGAUGCACGCCUGCGCGAGGACGUGCCAUCCUCCGCCCUGUGAUUCCACCUGCGAGUCCGGGCGUGGCGGCGCAGCUGGCUCCACGGCGGCGGCGUCCUGUGGCCAGGUCUGCGGCGCACCGAGGAGGGACUGUCGACACACCUGCACUGCAGGCUGCCAUCCUUCGUCUCCGUGCCCUGAUCUGAGGUGCGAGUUUUCCGUGACGAUCACCUGCUCUUGCGGACGGAUAACAGCCACCGUACCUUGCGGCGCCGGCGGCAACGGCGCCGGUGGCGGCUUCCUUGAAGCGUCGAUCGUUGAGAAGCUGCCCGUGCCGCUUCAGCCGGCGGAAGAAAAUGGCCGGCGGUUGCCCCUCGGCCAGAGGAAGCUCACCUGCGACGAGGAGUGCGCGAAGCUCGAGAGGAAACGAGUCCUCGCAGAUGCCUUCGACAUCGCCCCCACAAACCUGGACGCCCUCCACUUCGGCGAGAACCCCUCCGUCUCCGAAUUGCUCUCAGAUCUGCUCAGGAGGGAGCCCAAGUGGGUGCUUGCCGUGGAGGAGAGGUUCAAGACCCUGGUUCUCGGAAAGCCGGCUCGAACCAGCAGCAGCAGCAGCAGCCUCAAGGUCCACGUCUUCUGCGCCAUGGCAAAGGAGAAGAGGGACGCCGUCCGGCUGAUGGCAGAGCGGUGGAAGCUCGCCGUCCACGCCGCCGGGUGGGAGCCCCGCCGGUUCCUGGUGGUUCGCGUGACCCCCAAGUCGAAGCCGCCGGCGAGGAUUCUCGGGGCCAAGGCCGGCGCGCCCGUGGCCGGCGUGGCCCCGCCGCCGCCGUUCGAUCCUCUGGUGGACAUGGACCCGAGGCUGGUGGUGGCGCUGCUCGACCUGCCGAGGGACGCGGACAUCAGCGCGCUGGUCCUGCGAUUCGGCGGCGAAUGCGAGCUCGUCUGGGUGAACGACAAGAACGCUCUCGCCGUCUUCGCGGACCCCGUGAGGGCGGCCACCGCUAUGCGCCGCCUGGAUCAUGGUUCUCCCUACCACGGCGCCGUCGUGUUUCUGCAAACCGGCGGAGCGUCUGGGGCCGCCGGUGGUGGCGGCGGUGCGUGGGCUUCUUCGGGAGCGAAGGACGCGGUGGCGGCGGCGAUGAGCAGGGCUCCUCCGAACCCCUGGAAGAAGCUCGUCGCCCCGGAGGUGGAGGUGGAGGGUUCCUGGGCUUCGCAGAACCGCUGGAAUGCCCUCGACACCGACGCGGCGGCGGAACCUCAGCAGCAGGUGAGGACGGAUCAAGCGGGAGCUCCUCCGGCACCAGAGCUGAUGAUCCCCACCCCCGCUGGCUCUGCAACCCUGGAGGAGGUGGACGACUGGGAGAACCUCACUGAUUAG